Messenger RNA from Gasterosteus aculeatus aculeatus (three-spined stickleback), 2131 nucleotides. NCBI's taxonomy places the organism in Eukaryota, Metazoa, Chordata, Actinopteri, Perciformes, Gasterosteidae. The record is from RefSeq and is a predicted model, not a curated record.
AUGUCUCACCAAGGGUGUCCGAGCCGUGUUCCUACAGAGGACAUGAGAGGGGCCGCUGCAGAGUUUUACCGGGCCAACGGAGUCCCGCAGCUGGUGGAGAGAGCUCUGAACGAGCUCUUCUUCCAUGAGCCCCGAGACGUCCAUGGAUACUUGGCAAAUUAUUUCACGAACCUAAGUGCACCGCCAAGGAUCAGCGGGCUGAAAGGGAGGGAGGUUUAUGACGCAAGAGGACAACUCUCCAUUGAGGCGGAAGUCUUCUGCAUUGUCUGCAACAAGGAAAAGAGCAUGUCUUCAGCUGCCGUCUCCAGCCACUUUGAGCCGAUGGUGACAUCACUGGACAGGAGCAUAAUGAGUCAGGAGAGGGCUGACCAUAUGAUGACGGCUGCCCAGUGGAUCAAUGGUCCUCUGAAGAACAUGCUGAAGGGCCAAAACCCUUGUGACCAAUCAGAUAUUGACCUUAUAUUGAGCAAUUUCUUCAUGGCCCGCUUCCUUGAGGAGAACGACGUUUUGAACAAGGAAAAUGAGGAGAGUCUGUCCCCCAGCGAGGCUGGGGAGUUGUCUUCUCCACGCUCUGCAGAGACGAAAGACAACAAGUUUGUUAAAAAAGGUAAAAAGAGCAACACUUCGGAGAAACCAUUUCAUCCAACAGAGUCACCAGAACGAGUUUUACGUGGGAGUUGUGCCAUUGGCUCAGUAUCUCUCGCCAUGUCCCAAACUGGUGCAAAUAUACAGGGUCUCCCUCUCUACAAAUACAUAGCUGCUCUGAAGAACAGAAAGGCACCUGCUCCGUUUCACAUCCCUGUAUCUUUGGUAACUUUGCUGAGCUGUGGAAAGACUUCUCCUGGAAAAUUGAGUUUGCUUGAGGAAGUCAUCCUGAUCCCCAAAGCCGGACAACGAGUCAAACAGAUUAUCACAAUGACCCGUGGGAUACAGAAGGAGAUGAUGAGAAUAAUCAACACUUCAACUAAAGCUGGGGCAACCCAGGCAAUGCUGUGUGACAGUGGAGCGCUGGCUGUGAAAUACGAGCGACCUGAGCAGCCUCUGGACCUGAUCACUGAAGCCUGUUGUAACUCUGGACUGGCCUUGGGAACAGAUAUCCACUUAGCACUAAACUGUGCUGCCCCUGAGUUAAUGGACUGUUCUAAAGGAAAGUAUGAAGUUGCAACCGGGGUUUUGAAAUCUCCAGAUGAAUUAGUUGAUAUGUACCGAACCCUUAUCACCAAAUAUCCAGCAGUGGUGGCCUUAAUCGAUCCAUUCAGGAGAGAGGACAUAGACCAAUGGGAGAAGCUGAGCAACAUGAUUGGAGACUCAUGUUCUCUGCUUUCUGACAUCACCUUUAAGCCAAAGGCCCCCCCCCUACCGGGAGUCAGAGGUCACAUCUUAAAACAUGUCCAUGAGACAACGGUCAGCGAUUUGAUCCGCAUCACAUCAGAGCACCAGGGUUCAGUGUUGAUGGGAGCAGCAUGCAGUGAGCCCUGCAGCGAUGACUCUUUGUCAGAUAUUGCUGUGGGUCUGGGCCUGGGCUAUGUCAAACUGGGAGGUCUGAGCGGUGCUGAGAGGAUGGCUAAAUACAACCGGCUGAUUUCUAUAGAGGAAGAGGUGGCCCAACAGGGAAUACUGGUGGCCAAGGUCAAGCACCCCCCUCCACUGUUCACUGAUACACCACAGGAGCAGUCUACCACAGCACCAAACACCUACCAUGGCCACACCCCUGAUUGGCACACAGCUGCGGACGAUCUGGCUCGUUACCACCAGCAGUAUACCAGUCCGUCAAGCUCCUGAAGUUUACAGAUGACACCACCCUCAUUGGACUGGGCUCUGGUGGGGAUGAGUCAGCCACUACAGGUGGGAGUCUGACCAUCUGGUGUCGUGGUGCAGCCAGAACAACCUGGAGCUCAACGCUCUAAAGACAGUGGAGAUAGUUGUGGAUUUCUGGAAGAACGAAUUCCCACGUUCCCCCAUCACCACUGUGGAUUCUGUGGUUUCCUCGUCUCCAUCAUCACCCAGAACCUCAAGUGGUAGCUGAUCAGCUCCCAUCACCAAGAAGGCUCAGCAGAAGUUGUUUUUCCUGAGGCAGCUGAAGAAAUUCAACCUGCCAAAGACGAUGAUGUGCACUUCUACACGGCCAUCA